AGUUUGGGAUGAUGAAAAAGUUUUGGAGGCCGUUCUCCUUUGGAGAAGGCCGGUAGGCAGCAGCCAUGGCGCCCAGCCGAAAUGGCAUGAUCCUGAAGCCCCACUUCCACAAAGACUGGCAGCGGCGUGUGGCCACGUGGUUUAACCAGCCGGCGCGGAAGAUCCGCAGACGCAAGGCCCGGCAAGCCAAAGCUCGCCGCAUCGCCCCAUGCCCUGCAUCCGGACCUAUCCAGCCCAUAGUGAGAUGCCCUACCGUGAGGUACCACACCAAAGUGCAAGCCAGCAGGGGCUUCAGCUCGGAGGAGUUAAGGGUGGCUGGCAUCCAUAAGAAGGUGGCCCGGACCAUUGGGAUCUCAGUGGAUCCGAGGAGGCGAAACAAGUCCACCGAGUCUCUUCAGGCCAAUGUGCAGCGCCUGAAGGACUACCGCUCCAAGCUCAUCCUCUUCCCCAGGAAGCCAUCGGCCCCCAAGAAGGGAGACAGCUCUGCUGAAGAACUCAAAUUGGCUACCCAGCUGUCAGGACCAGUCAUGCCCAUACGGAAUGUCUACAAGAAGGAGAACGCCAGGGUCCUCACAGAGGAUGAGAAGAACUUCAAAGCAUUUGCCAGCCUUCUCAUGGCCCGUGCCAAUGCCCGGCUCUUUGGCAUCCAGGCAAAAAGGGCCAAAGAAGCUGCAGAACAGGAUGUUGAAAAGAAAAAAUAAAGUUAUUUUGGCAACUUG
Molecule: messenger RNA, 719 nt
Organism: Hipposideros armiger (great roundleaf bat)
Lineage: Eukaryota; Metazoa; Chordata; Mammalia; Chiroptera; Hipposideridae
Product: 60S ribosomal protein L13
Exons: 1
Coding region: 66-701 (211 amino acids)
Biological process (GO): translation
Cellular component (GO): ribosome; cytosolic large ribosomal subunit
Molecular function (GO): RNA binding; structural constituent of ribosome
Source: RefSeq, a predicted model, not a curated record